UUGACUCUCACUCAUCACUCCUCGCAGACAGGAGAGUUUUCAGCUCAGCUCACUGCAAACAACGACUCUUUAUUAGUUUCUGUUUCAGGUUGUGAAACACAGCCUUCGGGGACUCAACAACGGUCCCAUCUCUGUGGAGCCAUAGAAUUGUCUUCAGCAUCUGCUUGGUGUGUGCCAUCCAGGCUUCUCUACUGCUCUGUUUCCCGAUUUUUGUGAGCCUAGGAGGUGCCCGGGCUCCCUCUGGCUCUAGCUUCCUGGCUUUCACCAUCUACCCAAAGCAUCUGAAGCUAUGGGGUGCCGACUGAGGCAGGAUACACCGCGAACCAGGUGUCCACUUCUCGGGCUCAUUCAUCUCUUUGUGCUGCCGGUUGGUCUUUUUCUAAUGUCUACAGGUGCUAACAGAGUGUCCAAGUCGGUGAAAGAAAAGGCUUCACUGCCCUGUGGCUACAACUACUCUGUUGAUGAGCUGACCAGACUCCGGAUCUACUGGCAGAAAGAGGGGAAAGUGGUGCUGAGCUACGUCUCUGGGGAUAAAGAAGUGUGGCCCCAAUAUAAGAACCGGACUUUAUUUGACAUCACGGACAACUUCCGUCUUAUGAUCCUGCGACUGCUCCUUUCAGACAGCGGCAAGUACACCUGUGUCGUUCAAAGGCUAGAAAGUGGGUCUUACAGACGGAAGCACUUGGCUUCUGUGGAGCUGUUGGUCAAAGCUGACUACCCAACCCCUAAUAUAACUCACUUCGGAAAUCCGUCUGCGGACAUUAGAAGAAUAAUAUGCUUCACCUCUGGAGGCUUCCCACAGCCUACCCUCUCCUGGUUGGUAAAUGGAAAAGAAUUAAGUGGCAUCAAUACAACAAUUUCUCAGGAUCCUGAAACUGAACUGUACACUGUCAGCAGCCAACUGGAUUUCAAUAUGACAUCCAACCACAGCAUUGUGUGCCACGUAGCGUAUGGAGACUCUCAAGUGUCAAAGAACUACACCUGGGAAAAACCACCAGAAGCCCCUCCUGAUAGAAAUCACACAACCACAAUCUUAACAAUUGGGCUAGGAGCCCUUUCUGCAAUACUUAUAGCAAUCUGUGUUAUGUACAGAUGUUUCAGAAGAAGGAAUGAGGCAAGCGAAAGAGAAAACAACAUCAUUUACCUAGGGCCUGUAGAAGUAUCAACCGAACAGAAUGUCUGAAGGUCUCCCCUACUUUUGCCACCGGCCUCUUCUGUAAAUGUCUUCAGGAAUCUAAGACUACCCAACAGUGCCUUGCAAACAUGUGUUCUCUAGGCGACGCCUCUCCAGUGUUUUGCAGAAGACCAGAGAGGGAUGUAACAUAUACUACAGUAGCCCUGUAGAUCUUGAGAAAGCAGUUUAGAGACUGAAUUCUUUGUCUGGAAGGGACAUUGGGGAACACUAGCACAUCUACCCAACUACCAUAGACCCGCGCAAGGUUUUAAAGUAGGAUACACACACACACACACACACACACACACACACACACACACACGCCUGGUGUUUUAAGAUAGGGUCUUACAGUGUUGCUCAAGGUGAUGUAGAAGUCACUAUGUGGCCCAGGUAGGUUUCAAACACGCAGCAAUCCCCCUGCACUAACUAGUGCCAGAAUGACAGGUGUGAGCUACCACACUUGGUAGAACACUAGUUGUAUUAAUGAAGACACUGAGUGAGGCUCCAGGAGGGGACCUGAAUUUUGAAGGUGAGUCAGAAUCCAGACUUCCUGGCUCUACUGCUCUCAACCUUCCUCAAUUAGACCCUAAGCUCUGAGCUCGUAGAUAAGCUAAUUAAAAUGCUGGUGUAAUUUGCCUAGCAUCUAUGAGGCUCUAGGUGCUUUUUGUUUGUUUUUGGAGAUAGGGUCCUUCUAUGUAUCUCUGGCUAUCCUGGCACUCACCUUGUACACCAGGCUGGCCUUGAACUCAGAAACUCCUAUGUCUCUGCCUCCCUAGUGCUGGGAUUAAAGGCAUAUGCCACCACUGCCCAGCUGUUUGUUCUCCUAAGGCCUAUUGGGCCUAGUGUAAUUUGUAGGAAAUAUUUUGGUAUGUAUACCCAUACAAGGGUAAUAAAAAUAUUAGUGAUUUUAAUUCUGCAUUUUUUUCAUGUAUUUUCCUUUCAUUUUCUCGAGUUCAAGAGAAAACAGAAUGAUCAAACAUGAAUUUUUUUUUCUGAUAGCUAAGAUGAAUGUAUGUCUUUCAAACCUCAAAGCAAAAGUCAGGUUGGAGGCACAGUUCAUUGUCUACUAGUUCAUAUUGGACUGGCAAUCUCUUUAGGCUAGUUUGCCCCUUUACAUAAUACUUGAGAAAGUUCUCAUUUAAAAUGAGAUUAUUUACUAAGUAGUAAUCUAUCUUCACAUAAAUGACUGAGGUGAUACUAGCCUUCCAUAGAACUUCCAGACACCUUGAAGUGGUUUUUGCUCCUUGGUAUUUCUUGAUCUGCAACCAAUGGAGAACUGAGAAGUAAUACGUAAGUCAGACACAGUAGCACACACCUGUAAUUCCAGCACUUGGGGGUGGAGGCUGAGGCAGGAGGAUUGAAUUCCAGGCAGCAUGGGUUGCAUAAGACCAAGACCCACCUUCUCCCUGACCCCUAAGGAAGGGAAAACAAGAAGUAGCCACUGCCACUUCUACGUUGAAAGUUCCCUUUUCUCUGAAAUUGUCAUCUACAACUUACACGAGGGCAGGAGUGGAUUUGACUUCAGGCAAGACCAUCAGAUAUUCUCAUUUGAAAAUUUGGGUUUGAACAUCAAAAGGCAGCCAAGUCUCUCAAUGUGGCUGGAUGCUUCAUUUUAAGGACUCUGUUGUACUGUCCAAGAAAUGGGCCCAUUUUUAUAUGGCUGCUCUCAGAACAAGUCACCAAAGAAGAUAAAAGCAUUGGACUGGCAAGAAGCUGACAAAACAUUGGAAGCAAACCCAAACAAGAGCAGGGGGAAGCUGCUGCAUCUAACUAAGACUCAGUGAUCAUUACGCUGACCAAAUGAGACAUCAAAAAUAUUAAGUGAUAAAAAGGAACAAUCUAUGGAGCAACUUAGGAAGUAAGCUGUAUUAAAUUAUUGACUACUAUAUUUGAUAAAUGUUUUUUAGAGGUAUACUUUGAUUUUAUUACUCAGAUAUUUUUAGGUUAAAAGUAAAAUUAUUUUUAAAAGCGA
Myodes glareolus (Bank vole) is the source of this 3146-nucleotide messenger RNA. RefSeq names its product CD80 molecule (gene Cd80). Gene Ontology annotation, cellular component: external side of plasma membrane. Gene Ontology annotation, biological process: cellular response to lipopolysaccharide; cell surface receptor signaling pathway; T cell costimulation. Gene Ontology annotation, molecular function: coreceptor activity. The record is from RefSeq and is a predicted model, not a curated record. Lineage: Eukaryota; Metazoa; Chordata; Mammalia; Rodentia; Cricetidae.